AUGACAGCGCUUCUCUUUGCAACAAAAUAUGAAAAUAUAAGAUCAGCUGAGACUCUAAUUAUCAAUGGAGCAGACAUUAACUCAAAAGGCAAAUCCAAUAAAACAUUACUUCAUUAUGCAGCAAAGGAAAAUGCUAAAUCAAUAGUAGAUCUCCUAAUUUCACACAAAAUAGAUGUAAAUGCGAAAGAUAAUAAAGGAAAAACUGCCCUUCAUAUAGCUGCAGAAUUUAACUUUAAAGCAAUUGCUAUUCGUUUUGUUUCUCACGGAUGUAAUAUAAAUGACAAAGAUAUUGAUGGACACACAGCUCUUCAUUAUUCAACUAUAAACAAUUAUAAAUGA
Trichomonas vaginalis G3 is the source of this 339-nucleotide messenger RNA. Its product is annotated as cyclin-dependent kinase inhibitor 2C-related family. The record is from RefSeq and is a predicted model, not a curated record. Gene Ontology annotation, molecular function: protein binding; transcription cis-regulatory region binding. Bases 1 to 339 code for a protein of 112 amino acids. Gene Ontology annotation, cellular component: nucleus. The transcript has a single exon. Gene Ontology annotation, biological process: positive regulation of transcription by RNA polymerase II. NCBI's taxonomy places the organism in Eukaryota, Parabasalia, Trichomonadida, Trichomonadidae.